AUGGCUCAUGUGAGUAAAUACAGUUACUUAGUUUCUGCGGGGGUUUUGGUUCUCCUGUCUCUGUUUUGCUUGGCCGAUGGUGGAAAGCUGUUGGUGGUGCCUAUGGAUGGGAGUCACUGGCUCAGCAUGCGCUCAGUGCUGGCAACCCUCAGCCAGAAAGAGCACGAAAUUGUCGUUGUUGCACCAGAAGUAAACUUGAACGUGAAAGCAUCUGAGUAUUACACUCUCAAAACGUAUCCAGUGCCUUUAACUAGGGAAGAACUGGGAGCAAGCAUGCAUUCACUUGCUAAUGAUCUUUUUGAGAGAAGACCUUUUCUUCAAAGAAUUACUGCGCUUUAUGAAAAAAUUCAAGUCAUCUCCGGUCUCUACGUCUCGUCCUGUACCAGUUUACUGCACAAUAAGGAUCUGAUGCAAUAUCUUGAAGGGAGUAAAUUUGAUGCUGUUCUCACGGAUCCUGUUGUACCAUGUGGACAAAUACUGGCUCUGCAUCUCUCUAUCCCAUCCGUUUUCUUUUUACGGGGACUCCCCUGCAGUUUUGAUUUGCAGGCUACCCACUGUCCAGAUCCCCCUUCCUAUGUCCCAAGAACAUUUACAGACAACUCAGACCACAUGACAUUUAUCCAGCGCGUGGAAAACUUAUUUCUCAAGUCAUCAGAAUCCUUUCUUUGCAAUUUUGCCUAUUUACCAUUUGAACUUCUGGCCUCAGAUGUUCUCCACAGACCAGUAACAAUGAAGGAGCUCUUAAGCCAUGGAUCCAUUUGGCUUAAAAGAAUGGAUUUUGUUUUUGAGUAUCCCAUGCCAGUGAUGCCCAACAUAGUUUUCAUUGGAGGUAUAAACUGUGGAAAGAAAAAGCCAUUGUCUCAGGUCAGUGAUUCCAUUUCCGCAGAAAUGGCCCUGGUGCUUAGUGCUCAUCUGCAAGUCACGGUGGCACUGGUUCUGCUCUUGUCCGUGCUCAGUUUGGCUGCUGGAGGGAAGCUGCUGGUGGUGCCGGUGGAUGGGAGUCAUUGGCUCAGCAUGCGGGAAGUGUUGGACGGUCUCAGGCAGAAAGGACAUGAAAUAGUCGUCAUUGCACCUGAAAUCAGUUUAUACAUAAAGCCAACAACGAAUUUUGUUAUGAAAAUGUACCCAGUCCCUUUCACACAGGAAGACAUGGAUGAAAAUUUCCAGGCAUUUUUACGAGAUGUACUUGAAGAAGGAUCUUUUCUGGAAAGAUUUAUUAAACUAUACCAAAGUAUGAAAAGAUUCUUUGAUUUGGCAAUCUCCAGCUGUGCACACUUACUAUACAACAAAGAGCUUGUCAGAUAUCUUGAAGAGUGCAAGUUUGACGCUGUCCUUACAGACCCGAAAGGUCUCUUUCUGUGGGUAAAAGGAUUUCAAACUGCUUUUGCUUUGCAAAGAGGUGCCAGUACUCCUUUCAGUGAAGGCAUCCGAAUAUCACAGUAUAAAAAUAGAGAAAGUGUUGUAAAUGAAUUUAGCUCUGGGAAACUCCCCAUUGGUUGUGUGCCUCUGCUCAAAGCCAGCUUUGACAUUAGAGCAGGUUGCUCAGGGCCUCUGCUCAAGACUGUUGAUGUGGUGCAAGGCAGACUUUCAUUUGAGGACACCUUCGCUCAUCCUGUGGUCCACCUUGUCACUGCUGAUUUCCUCUAUGUUCCUGUCUUUUUUUCUUUAAAGAAGGAUUCUCUAUGUUUUAAAUUGUCAUAG
Messenger RNA from Aptenodytes forsteri (emperor penguin), 1701 nucleotides. RefSeq lists its product as uncharacterized. Bases 1 to 1701 code for a protein of 566 amino acids. The transcript has 3 exons. Gene Ontology annotation, molecular function: UDP-glycosyltransferase activity. NCBI's taxonomy places the organism in Eukaryota, Metazoa, Chordata, Aves, Sphenisciformes, Spheniscidae. The record is from RefSeq and is a predicted model, not a curated record.